Tyto alba (common barn owl) is the source of this 835-nucleotide messenger RNA. Its product is annotated as granzyme M-like. Lineage: Eukaryota; Metazoa; Chordata; Aves; Strigiformes; Tytonidae. The transcript has 5 exons. Gene Ontology annotation, molecular function: serine-type endopeptidase activity. Gene Ontology annotation, biological process: proteolysis. The coding region runs from base 30 to 812 and encodes 260 amino acids. The record is from RefSeq and is a predicted model, not a curated record.
CGCACGUGGCGGGGACACGGAGACACGGGAUGGUGGCGAGGGGCAGCCGGGGGCUGCUGCUGCUGCUGACCCUCCCUUUGGCGUGGGGCUGGCUCCAGCUGUCGGUCAUCGGGGGACACGAGGCCAAACCCCACUCCAGGCCCUACAUGGUGUCCGUCCAGUCCCGGGGGGUUCACACCUGCGGGGGAGCGUUGCUGCACCGGCGCUGGGUGCUGACGGCCGCCCACUGCUUCCCCCCGGGGGCGAAGGCUGCCAGGACGGUGGUGGUGGGGCUGCACAGCUUGCAGGAGCGUGGGGCGGCCACGCAAACCUUCCCCAUCCGCAUGGCCUGUCCCCACCCUGGCUACGACCGCCGGACGAUGGCAAACGACCUUCUCCUGCUCCAGCUGGAGGGGAAGGUGACGCUGAGCAGGACGCGGCGGCUCAUCCGGGUGCUGAGGCGGGAGCCGGUGGCUGGGGUGACCUGCAGCCUGGCGGGCUGGGGGGUCCGCGCCCGUGGGGGGCUCUCGCCCACACUGCAGGAGCUGGAGGUCACGGUGCUGGACGCGCGGAUGUGCAACAACAGCCGCUUCUGGAACGGGGACAUCAGCCCCACCAUGAUCUGCUUCCAGGGGCGCCACAGGGGCUCAGCACCCUCCAAGGGUGACUCCGGGGGUCCCUUGGUGUGUGGGAAGCGGGCGGCGGUGGCCGGGGUGCUGUCCUUCACCAGCUCGGACCUCACCGACCCCUUCAAGCCACCGGUCGCCACCUCGGCCGUGAAGCACAAGAAAUGGAUCCAGAAAACGCUGCGGAGGGGCUGCAGCCCCCCCUAGCCCAGGCGCGCCAGAGAGACAGA